AUGUGCGAAAAUCUAAACCCGGAUCGCAUAAGGUGUGAGGCGUGCCGCACCAUCAAUCUAGCGAAGCACGUGAGCCAUCCUAAACCAGACAUGCAGAUGUAUGAUAAAUGCAGUCCUGCACAUAAAAUCUACUGUCCUCGUGUACCGGAACUGCCUAUUCGUCCUACUUGCAUUAAAGUAUGCGACAAGGAAGAAUACAAACUAAGGAAAAGCGGCAAGAAGCUAGCGCUACCAAAAAUGCCUCUACCCUAUGCGCACGGCAAGCUCAUGUACGCUGUCAAAGCUGGCGUCCUGGUAGGCGCGGUGUACUUCACGUACACGCAAGGAGUGUGGGGCGACCAGCGGGACGUCACAGAGUGUGUCCGCCGCUGGCAGGAGUACGCGCGCAGUAUCAACACUAGGCGACCGCCCACCUUCGAUCAGUGCGGUAACGUCAUAGUACGU
Brenthis ino (lesser marbled fritillary) is the source of this 444-nucleotide messenger RNA. Lineage: Eukaryota; Metazoa; Arthropoda; Insecta; Lepidoptera; Nymphalidae. The record is from the annotation of a GenBank genome assembly.